This is a messenger RNA of Amphibalanus amphitrite, 2697 nucleotides long. RefSeq names its product F-box/WD repeat-containing protein 7-like. Bases 244 to 1653 code for a protein of 469 amino acids. The record is from RefSeq and is a predicted model, not a curated record. The transcript has 2 exons. Gene Ontology annotation, molecular function: protein binding. Lineage: Eukaryota; Metazoa; Arthropoda; Thecostraca; Balanomorpha; Balanidae.
GGGCCCCAAUCAGGGGAGCGUCGUCUGCGUGUGCGUGCCGCCUGGACCCGCGGUCCAGUGUCGGCGAGUGCGUGUAGAUACGGCAGUGGGUCCGCGGCGGAGCGACGGCCCACACGUGGUGACGGAGCGCGGACGGAUUGGAUCAGAGAAGGGAGGUGUUAGUAUAUGGGACAGCGUGAGUCAGUGAAGAAGCAGCGGCACCGCUGGAGAAUCUGACCUCUCCAGACCGCCCGUGGGACAACAAUGGGCUUCCUGAAAGCGUUUGCCGCUUUUCUCCGGCGUAUGCGUGGGUGGUUACGCUCGGCCCUCUGCUGUUCCGGUCCCCGCCACCGGCGUCACCGCUCCUCGGCGUGCCCCGCGUACACCGACCCCUCGAUCCCAGUGGGAGCUGAGGACCUGACGGAGCUGCUGCCGGACGAGCUGCUGUUGGAGCUGCUGGACCACCUGUCUGCGGCGGACCGGUGCCGGGCCGCAGCCACCUGCCGGCGCUGGCACCGGCUCGCCGCCGAUCCGCUCGCCUGGCGGCGCUGUCACCGACGUCUUCACCUACCGCCCAUGUCGGAGAGGGAGUCGCGACUCGAGUGCGUCUCACACGCGCUCUGGUGCCGAGAGCGACCGUACGUGACUGUGAACGGCGUGACGACAGACUGCCAAGUCCCUGGGGACAGCGUGCUGAUCGACUGGAGCGCAGAGCGGGCGCUGAUGCGCACCAGCUCCGGCGCGGGGGAGGUGUGGUCGACAGAGGGUCACGGUCUGCUCUGCACCCUGGCACUGGAGGGCGAGAGCGGCUGCCGCGGCUCGCUCGUGCUCUCGGCCUACAUGUUCGGCGAGCGAGCGGUGACGCUCGACGGAAACAUGGAGAUCCGCGUGUGGUGUCUGCGCUCCCAUCGGCUGAUUCAGAUCCUCAAGGGCCACGGCUGCCCGGUGAUCUCGAUGGAUAUGGACGAGUAUCUGGUGACGGGCGGCGCCGAGCAGCGACUCGGCGUCUGGCGCCCCGACUCGGGUCGCUGCGGCGGUCUGCUCGAUGACCACGAGCCAGCGCCGCCGGUCCUGGUCCGGUGCAGCGGCCGGCGGGCCAUCUCCGCUGACUGGUACGGCCGGGCGCUCAUCUGGGACCUGCCCAAGGCGCGCUGCAUCCGACAGAUCCUCACCGGACGGUACGCGUGCGACCGGCUCAGCUGCGCCAUCAUAGUCGCCCUCAACCGCACCCACGCCGUCAUCGCCGAGCACACGGGACGCGUGCACCUGCUGAACGUCGACACGGGCGCGCACAUCAAGCAGCUCGUCGUCGCCGAGCGGCGGCUGUUCGCAGUGGCGCUGGACGACCGCACGCUGGCCGUGGCCGGAGCCAGUGGCUCGGUCCGCCUCUGGUCGCUGCACGGUACGCCGCAGCUGCUGUUCCGCGUCUCCGUGUUCAUGGCCGGCUCGUACCGUACCGUGCUCCGACAGGGCCUCCUGUUUGUCCAGAGCGACACACUGGUGCAGGUGUAUGAUGUGGAGCGACGGCGACUCGUACAGACCCUCACAAUGCCGCCGCUGGCCAGGCGCAAACUGAGCGUGGAGAGAAACAAGGUGAUGAGCGUCACGUACCGCGGACGCCGCAAAGAGGAGAUGUGCUUCCAUCUGGUGAAGGUGCACCUCGGCAGCUUUUGACCUGACCAGACGGGAGCCCCACGAGUCGAUCCCGACCCGGUAAAUUGGUCUCGAGACUUGGUGAACUGAUCGAGCGACAUGGUGACUCGAACUAGCCAUUUGAUGAUGAAUCGAGUUCAGAGGACAGUAAUUUCAGGCCCUAUAGGCCAGCUCAAGAGGCAGCUCUGUCGUGAAGCAAGAUGGGCGUGAACGGAACGCCAGUAUCUCCUCGAGAACCCGUCAAUACGUUCGGAAUGUUGAAAACAAACAUACCUCGUCCCAACACUGGUACAAAGUUCUGAUCAAAGGUCGGAAAAUAGGAAGAGUAGAUUAGAUAAUACAGUAGAUUAGGACACUUAAGAGUAGAUGUAAGGGUGUAAUGACUUGUACAGAAUGCAGGCACCCACCAGUUGAAUGCAUAUCUCCACAGGACAAUGGCCAAUGAUCACAACUCAAACUGAUUUUCUGACGCCUAUCUGACCCGACUUUGCCGGUAAAAGUUUAAGAAAAGGGAUCGUCAUCGUGAUUUAGUAGGAAUAGGAGUGUGCUCAGUAGUAUUGCGUCGUAAUAAGCCAUAAGUCAAGCCUUUGCUUGGUUGGUAAUAACUAAAACAUGCUUACAUUGCGUUUAGUUAAAAUUGAAUGUUUUCAUGUAUAUUGUAUAUCCAAUGUCCAUGUAUAGCUACCAAGCGAUGACUUGUGUUUUGGUCCGGUACCCACUACCCACAAACAUGAUCAAUGAGGCUUACAAUCAACGAAUUUCCCAAGUCAUGCUUUUCGCGGCAUCGUCAGUGCUCGUGUUUGCGCCAAGUUUUUUAUUUAUGAAAAAAGAAAACUGAAGAAAUAAUCCUAGGUAAGCUGUAUUUUUACGUUUUUAACUCAAGGAAAUAGUAUCAGGGAUGAGUAUUGUGCAGUUAAUACAUUGCGAUCCACAGUAAUAAAAACGUCUAUAGAAAACACGGUCAUUUGGCGGAAAUUAUCAUCUACGGUCGCUUUUAUACCUGCAGUGAUGCAUGUGAUGGACGAGGUUUACAGACAAUAGGCCAUCAGCCGACUUACGUACAUA